Penicillium chermesinum is the source of this 1593-nucleotide messenger RNA. RefSeq names its product DUF2417 domain-containing alpha/beta hydrolase. The transcript is spliced from 2 exons. Lineage: Eukaryota; Fungi; Ascomycota; Eurotiomycetes; Eurotiales; Aspergillaceae. Bases 1 to 1593 code for a protein of 530 amino acids. The record is from RefSeq and is a predicted model, not a curated record.
AUGGCCUCGUUCUGGGGUUCCAGGAAGCGCAAUGCAGAUGCCGCGGAGUCAAAUGAAGCUCGCGAUGGAGAGCAUCAGUACGGGGACCCGACGGAGCGCACGAGGCUCCUCCCUUCCGAUAAUAAUCAAGGCCCUUUGAGCCCAGAUGAUCCCGCAGUAUCGCCUCUAAAUCUCCUCAGUGUGCGCGUGCUCCGUUCAAUCGCCCUAUGUUUUCUAGGAGGCACGUUCAUCUGCUGGACCAUCCUCCUGGUUUCGAUCUUCGUAACCCCACCGUUGAUGCAUUCUCGGGGCUCGGGAUUCUUUGCUUUCGCAUUUACAACCCUGGCCAUGGGCUACUUGGCGCUUGGACUGUUGUUCUUUGCCGUCCCAUCUAAAUCUAUCCCGAUAUGGGGAGGGAUCCUGGCUUUCUUUCUGGUGGUGGAUAUGCUGCUGAUCGUCGUGGUCCCUCGCAUUCGUCAGGAAGAAGGAUGGGUGGGAAUUAUUUCUGUCGUCUGGGCAAUUGUGGUUUCCAUAUACCAAAUCAUCCAAAACCGAGCGGUGGCCACGGGCAAACGGGAAGAAGAGGAACGACUGACGGGCCGCGAAGAAACCCGUCGAUCGCUACGAGAAUGGCUGGCGGUGACGGUGGAAACGGUAGCAUUGGUGGUCAUGGCCCUCGCUGCCAUUCUGAUCAUGGCGACCCUGAGCAUUCGCAUCCGCGAUGCGACGCUUGAGCCUCGAGGAACUCGAUACUCCGUACACGGGGAAUCUUACCAAGUCCAUCUUGCUUGUGUAGGCAACCGGACUGCCGAAAAUGCUGAUGAGCCCACGAUUCUGCUCGAAGGGGGAUACGGCCCUGUUGAGCAUACCUUGCAGCCGUUCAUGGAGGACGCGUACCGCAGUGGAAUCAUCAGUCGAUAUUGCUACUUCGAUCGACCGGGGAUAGGAUUUUCGGAUAAUGCUCCCUCACCUCACUCGGCAGGAAUGACCGCCGACGCGCUCUCGGAAGCCUUGGCUUUGGCUGAUGAAACAGGGCCCUGGGUUGUGGUCUCUGCUGGGAUCGGGAGUAUCUACUCCCGGCUCUUCGCGAGCCGGCAUUUACUCGAGGUAAGCGGCAUCUUCAUGAUUGACCCGCUGCACGAGGCCUACCUGAACAAGGUGGGGAGCUCCAGCCAUGGAUUCGUGCUGUGGCUUCGCGGGGUCAUUUCUCCACUGGGGUUGGACCGGUUAGCAGGGGCUAUUCUGCGUGGACGCACUCGAGAAGAUCGGAUCGUGGGACGAUCGGCAUAUCAGUCCGACAAGUUCAUCAAAGCGAAGCUCCAGGAGAACUUGGUCGCCGUUACCAUGACGGCAGCCGAGGUCCAGUCUGCUCGCAACGUCCAGAUGGGUGAGACUCCGCUCAUGGUUAUCAGCUCCGGGCGUGAAAUCCAGAAGAGCGCAGAAUGGGGUCAACGGCAAGAAGACCUGUCUCAUAUCACGAACAAACUCUUGUCUUGGGAUAUAGUCCACGAUGCGCCCCAUGAAGUGUGGACGGUGACUGCUGGCCGGCAGCUGCUGGAGCAACGGCUGAGGGAGAUGGUGAAAGCCAGCCACGCACAUCGUUCCCAGAAGUAA